GGUGUCUGCUCAGAGAGGUCCUCAGCCCAGGAACACACGUCCUGCAGCCGUUACAGCUUUUACCUGUGCAAGACUGAAAGAUGCAGCCACGAUAUACAUCUGUGCGUCCCAUUGACGAAAUCAGUGCGCGGACUGAAGAAGGAUCUAAUCUGAAGAAACGCCGCUACGUACGUAAAGACGGCAACUGUAACGUUGUCUUCCGCCAUGUUCCUGAGGAGUGGUUGCUGUUUGUAACCGACAUCUUUACCACCUUGGUGGAGAUCAGGUGGAGAGUGAUGUUCCUGAUCUUUGCCUUGUCUUACAUCCUUUCCUGGCUGUUCUUCGGUAUCCUUUUCUGGGUCAUAGCCAUCGCUCACGGAGACGUCAGAGACCAUAACAAUGACCCUUGUAUGUUUGAGGUGCACAGCUUCACAGCUGCUUUCCUCUUUUCGCUUGAAACUCAAACCACCAUCGGCUACGGAUUCAGAGGAAUGUCUGAGAACUGCAUGAUUGCCAUCAUCAUUGUCACCAUACAAGAUGUCAUCAGCAUCUUUAUCGACACCUUCGUCAUUGGGAUUGCUGUUGCCAAAAUGGCCUCGGCCAGAAAAAGGGCACAAACGGUGGGCUUCAGCAACUGUGCAGUCAUCAACCUGCGAGAUGGUUACCGGUGUCUCUGCUGGAGAGUUGGCGACUUCCGGAGAAAUCACCUAGUGGAGGGGGUGGCUUGUGCUCAGAUUUUCCGUUCCAUGGUGCAUGCUACAGGGAAAGUUGAUGUGAGCUAUGAAGACCUGGCAAUCCAGCAGAGCAACAUCGUCCUGGUAACACCUACCACCAUCAUCCACAGGAUUGAACCCAGCAGUCCGCUGUACAAGAUGAGUUUGGAAGAUCUGCGAAAAGCUGACUUUGAGCUGGUGGUUUCCUUCACCUAUACAGACGAUUCCACAGGCAUACUGCAUCAGACCCGGACAUCAUACACUCCAGAUGAGAUCCUCUGGGGCCAUCUGUUCCAGGAGAUGAUCAGGGUCAACAGGAGGCACUACAUGAUGGAUUAUAACUUGUUCAAUAACACGACAAAGGUACUGUUGCCAAUGGUCAGUGCUGGGGAGUAUGAGAACGGGAAGCAGCUGAAGCUCUCUGCUCAUCCCUCACCCCGACAUUCUCCCAGGUGUUCCCCACGGCCCUUUCCACACUCUCAGUCACAAAAUCCUCCUGAAAAUCGACUGAAACCUCCGUCUGUGAUGGUGGAACUGGUGAGUGAAAACCAACCUGAACCAACCAUUUCCACAUCUCAGGCAGAGAGUCAACAUCAAGACACUUUGGCUCUGCAAACUGAGCUCAAAGGAGCAGAACAGAAGAAGAGCCACGAAAUUUGAGAUUUUACAAACAUACAGCGUCAACUGUCCUCAGAGACCAUUGUUCAAGAAAAUCAUUGAAGGCUUCCCUGCAUCUCAUCUACUGUAAGAAUCCUGGGGGAAUUGUGUUUUAUAAGGUAUUUAGUUACUGAACAAAAGACAGCAGUACCUAAGAAUAACCAUGCCAUUAAAAACACUGAUAGCUGUGGGUUUAAAAAAAUUUCAGGCUACUUGUUUUUGGUUUUGUUGACAACUGGAUAAAAUAUACUGUAUAUAUAUAUAUAUAUAUAUAUAUAUAAUUAUUAUUAAAUUUUUAAAUGUAUGAAAUGGAAAGGUAUUCAUAAGCAAAUUUAUGAAUUACUCCUUUUAGGAAUAGCAUUUAAAAAAUACUUUUACAAAUCAGAGUAUUUAAAAAGGAAACAUUAUUUUAAUUCCGCUUUAAUAUUUCAAUUUUAAAUGUGUAAUUACAGAACAGUUUGUAAUCUGAUUUUGAAACAAUAUCCUCUAUAAAUAAAAAAAACAGCUGUCACUACUAAACUACUAAAAAAGAACAACUUUGAGCAUUUAGGUCAAUAUUAAACCAAAGAUUAUGGCUCUUCCAGCAGCUACACAACUUCCUGAUACAAAAAAAUUCAAUGGCAUCCGCUUAAGCACAGAUGGCAGACAUAUUUCAGUCCUGUGCUGCUAGAUCUCUGUGCUGCAUUUGACACAGUCGACCAGAAGGUCUUACUAGACCGGCUGAAAAACUGGGUAGAACUUUGAAUCCUGUUUAAAAGAACUUUUAGAGCUUUUGGAGCCAAGGAAGAAAGAUUAAAAGUCAGUUUUCAGCUUCAAACAGCAAAGUUAAAAACUAACAACCAAGCCAGAAAUCUGGGAGUAACCAUGGACUCAGACCUGAAUUUUAUCAGGUAUAUUAAGACAGUUGUGAAAUCAGCCUGUUAUCACUUAAAGAACAUAUCGAGGAUUAAAGGAAUGAUGACUCAGCAAAAUUUAGAAAAACUGGUCCAUGCAUUUAUCUUUAGUAGACUGGACUACUGUAAUUCUGUCCCCACAGGUCUCCCUAAAAAGUCCACCAGACAGCUGUUGUUAGUCCAGAACGCUGCUGCUCG
This is a messenger RNA of Melanotaenia boesemani (Boeseman's rainbowfish), 2440 nucleotides long. It is a transcript of the gene kcnj16a, whose product is annotated as potassium inwardly rectifying channel subfamily J member 16. NCBI's taxonomy places the organism in Eukaryota, Metazoa, Chordata, Actinopteri, Atheriniformes, Melanotaeniidae. The record is from RefSeq and is a predicted model, not a curated record. The transcript has 2 exons. Bases 81 to 1352 code for a protein of 423 amino acids. Gene Ontology annotation, biological process: potassium ion import across plasma membrane; regulation of monoatomic ion transmembrane transport. Gene Ontology annotation, molecular function: inward rectifier potassium channel activity. Gene Ontology annotation, cellular component: plasma membrane.